GGCUGAGCUGCUCCCUUCCUUCAGUAGCAAUAGAGGGGUUCAGCAGCCAGCAUGGCCACAGCUGCCUCCAGCCCCUACACCCUGCUCAGCUCCAGUCCCAUGAUCCACCCGGACAGCCAGGCCAUGCAGCCUGCUAGCCCCUACAGAGGCCACCAGAAACUUCUCCAAAGUGACUACCUGCAGAGCGUCCAGAGCAACGGACACCCUCUCGGGCACCAGUGGGCGAGCAGUCUGUCGGAGGGCAGCCCCUGGUCGGCCUCCAUGGAGCAGCAGGACGUAAAACCCGGCCGAGAGGACCUGCAGCUUGGCAUCAUCCAUCAUCGCUCCUCGCACGUAGCGCAUCACUCCCCUCAUCACAACAACCAUGGCAACCACCCCGGAGCCUGGGGAACUCCGGUGUCCCACAACUCCUCCAUCACCAGCGGGCAGCAGAUUAACAUCUACUCGCAGACGGGCUUCAAUGUCAACGGCAUGCUGGACCACGGUGGCCUCACACCUCCACCCAACCCGCAGGGCCAAGGCAUGCACCCGGGCCUCAGGGACACGCUCAGCCCCGAGCACAGCGACCUCGGCGGCCACCACUGCCACGACCACUCCGACGAGGAGACGCCGACUUCGGACGAGCUGGAGCACUUUGCCAAGCAGUUCAAACAGCGGAGGAUCAAGCUGGGCUUUACGCAGGCGGACGUGGGUUUGGCUCUGGGCACGCUGUACGGGAACGUCUUUUCCCAAACCACCAUCUGCAGGUUCGAGGCUCUGCAGCUGAGCUUUAAAAACAUGUGCAAACUAAAGCCGCUGCUGAACAAGUGGCUGGAGGAGGCAGACUCGUCCACGGGCAGCGCUAGCAGUAUAGACAAGAUAGCAGCUCAGGGGAGGAAGAGGAAGAAGAGGACGUCCAUCGAGGUCAGCGUCAAGGGGGUUCUGGAGACGCACUUUCUCAAGUGUCCCAAACCCUCCGCGCCGGAGAUCACCUCGCUGGCGGACUCGCUGCAGCUGGAGAAGGAGGUGGUGCGCGUGUGGUUCUGCAACCGGAGGCAGAAGGAGAAGCGCAUGACGCCGCCGGGAGAGCCGCCGCCGCACGAGGGACCCUAUUCUCACAGCGGGAGCGCGGGAGACGCCUCCUCGUGCCACGAUCUCUGACCGAAGCACCGGGAGGAAUCCCCCGGCAUGCACAGACUCUCGAGCGCAGGGGCGCGCGGUGGCACCUCCAAGCCCCCCGUGGCUGUCCCGGACUCAGACAGACUCCUCCAGCUGUCUCCAGCACUGAAACACAACAACAACAACAACAACAACAACAACAACAACAACAACAGCAAGAACAGAGAUCUACCUGUUCAGCCUUCGUCAUUUUCUAACUGUCAUGAGGGCAUUAUUCUAGAGCGGCAUAUCAGACGUCACAUUUCAGAUUACCUACCUUUGGAGCCCGGUCAAAUUAUUUUCUACAUCACGGAUAUAAAUACAAAAUGUGCCUAAUAACCUGCCAGCGCCUUUGGUUUGUGUCACCGUUUCUCAUCAGCUCAAUAAUAAUGCUAUUUGGCGGACUGGUGUUCCAUUUGUUUGGGUUUUUCUCACACACGUUCUGUUGAAGUGAAACCAGUAAUUCUAUCACAGUUUCUUAAUUAAUUUGUUGCAGCACCAGAGGCCGUUUUACAGUCCACCUCAUGCUUCCCUCGGGCAUAUACCAUGCUUUAAUUCUCUCCAUAUUUACUCAUUAUUUUGUAACAUACUCGUAGCAGAUCUGUAAUUGUUUUUUUUUUUUGCAUAUGCAAAUAUAGGCCCUCAUUCCAGUUGUAGAGGUAUUGCUACCAACAAAAUAGCACUUGGAGGUUGUUGUUAUUUUUUAUUUUAUUUUUUAAUGAAAUUCCUCCCUUAUGGCCUGUAGCUUAUGAAGCCACACACAGUUACAGCUAUUUAUAAAUUCUUUUAUUUGAUUUCAAUCAUCUUCGACCAUAUAAACUGUGUGGACUCUGAAACAGAGCCGAGAAUAGAGAGAGAAAGGGGUUGAUGACGCUAUACACCUGCCUAUAAGUUUAUUGUACGUUCAGUAUCAAAAUUUUAUAAUCUUAAAUACUCCUGUUAUUGGUUUAUUUCCUAAGUAUUUUUUCGAAUAUUGUACAGUUUUAUAUAUUACCCUUUUGAAGUCAUUAAUUUAAACAAAUGCUCCUAGUUAUUCAUGCACUUAAUUAGCGAUGUAAACACACACACACACACACACACACACACACACACACACAAUAUUUU
Perca fluviatilis (European perch) is the source of this 2241-nucleotide messenger RNA. Its product is annotated as POU domain, class 3, transcription factor 4-like. Gene Ontology annotation, molecular function: RNA polymerase II cis-regulatory region sequence-specific DNA binding; DNA-binding transcription factor activity, RNA polymerase II-specific. The transcript has a single exon. Gene Ontology annotation, cellular component: nucleus. Gene Ontology annotation, biological process: brain development; regulation of transcription by RNA polymerase II. The record is from RefSeq and is a predicted model, not a curated record. NCBI's taxonomy places the organism in Eukaryota, Metazoa, Chordata, Actinopteri, Perciformes, Percidae. Bases 52 to 1140 code for a protein of 362 amino acids.